CCUGCCCAGACCCCACCCUCCCCGGGUCCCGGCCUGUCCCUGCCUUGCUUCCCGACUCCUCUUUUCUACCCCUUUCUAAGUUUGGACAGGUUUUCGACUGCUUCCAUCUCCUGGCCCUACAUGCCCUCCUCCCUCCCGGCCCCAUCACCUCGACCGGGGACCACGCAGGGAGGAGGUCGGGUCGGGUCUCACCCCUUCCUGCCUCCAGGCUCCCACUCGCUGACGUAUUUCUACACCGCUGUGUCCCGGCCCGGCCUCGGGGAGCCCCGCUUCAUCGCUGUUGGCUACGUGGACAACACGCAGUUCGUGCGGUUCGACAGCAACGCCCGGGAUCCGAGGAUGGAGCCGCGGGAGCGGUAGGUGGAGCAGGAGGGGCCGGAGUAUUGGGAUCAGGAGACGCGAAAGGCCAAAGACACCGCACAGACUUUCCAACUGAACCUGAACAACCUGCGCGGCUACUACAACAAGAGCAAAGCCGGUGAGCGACGCGGGCCCGGGUCCGGGUCACGGCCCCCAUCCCCAGAGACCAGAGGGGUCACCCCGAGUCUGCGGGUCCGAGGGUCACCCCAACACUGCAGAACA
Capra hircus (goat) is the source of this 582-nucleotide messenger RNA. Its product is annotated as H-2 class I histocompatibility antigen, Q9 alpha chain-like. The transcript has a single exon. Gene Ontology annotation, biological process: immune response; positive regulation of T cell mediated cytotoxicity; antigen processing and presentation of endogenous peptide antigen via MHC class I via ER pathway, TAP-independent. NCBI's taxonomy places the organism in Eukaryota, Metazoa, Chordata, Mammalia, Artiodactyla, Bovidae. Gene Ontology annotation, molecular function: peptide antigen binding; signaling receptor binding. Bases 121 to 360 code for a protein of 79 amino acids. The record is from RefSeq and is a predicted model, not a curated record. Gene Ontology annotation, cellular component: external side of plasma membrane.